Moesziomyces antarcticus is the source of this 1071-nucleotide messenger RNA. RefSeq lists its product as uncharacterized. NCBI's taxonomy places the organism in Eukaryota, Fungi, Basidiomycota, Ustilaginomycetes, Ustilaginales, Ustilaginaceae. The record is from RefSeq and is a predicted model, not a curated record. The coding region runs from base 1 to 1071 and encodes 356 amino acids. The transcript has a single exon.
AUGGUCUCUACACGCAGCGCAAAGCAGCACGACGAUGGCAAUGACGCCGAUCAGGGUACCAAGCGCAACAGUCCCGAAACCAAGUCUGAGCCCAGCGCAUCUGCUUCCGAGCCGGCAUCGAAGCGCAGCAAGACCUCGGUGCUGGAUGAGCAGCAGGAGGAGCUCGAGGCGCACGGCGAUGCGCUCUCGUGGCUGCACUCCAACACCGCCUGGUCGCUCGCCCACCCCGACAUUCCUGCUGGUAAAGGCGAGCAGGAUACCGCCGACCAAGGCGGCGACACCGCACGUGACCCGCCCGCGGCCUACACGAACCCACGCAAAGAUGCGGGCGCCGGUGGAGAACUGGGCUACCCGAACUCGGAUCUCAGUGGCUUCCAGACGCUGCUGUGCGGCAUGCUGCUGAGCAAGCCCAUCUCGCACACGCUCGGCCUGCGUGCGAUCCAAACGCUGCUCAACGAGCCCUACUUCUUCCGCUCCGCCAAGGACCUGCUGGAAGCGGGCAACGAAGGUCGCCGAGCCGCGCUGUGGGAGGCACGCACGCAGCACAAGGAGAAAACUGCCACCCAGCUCGGAAGCCUCGCCGAAGGAAUCACCGCCCUCUGCGAAGGAAAGGGCAAGGAUGCUGCAGACACGCUCAAGCCGGUGUUGGACCAGGCGCUGGAGAAUUGCGAUGCCAAGGAUGCAGAGGCUGUAGCAGAGCAAGUGAAGAAGGUGCUCACGGCACAGGUGAACGGCCUAGGCCCAGGCGGUGUUGACAUCUUUUUGCGCCGGAUGCAGGUGCAGUGGCACCAGGUCUUUCCCUUUGCAGACCAGCGCGCACUCGACGCCGCUGCGCGCUUCGGCCUUUUGGACGACAGGGACCUGAAGAAGGGCACAGCACAUGCGGCACAGGUGCUCGCCAAGAGCGUGGCCGACCACGUGGGGUUCCCCAUCGAAGAGGCGCAUGACGAAGGGGAAGAGGCAGAGUGUGGACGCUGGUGGUUCGUGCGUACGCUCGAUGUGCUCAUCGGCCUCGAUAUCGAGAAGCAGCUCGACAAGGCCGUCAAGCUCGCCAAUGGCGACGCCAAGUAG